GGUACGUCAUAUUAUUGAUUAUAAAUACUAGUUUUAGUUGUGUCUACUGUCUAGUAAUAGUAUUCAAUAUUUACCUAAACAAUAGACAUAUUAUAAAUUAUUUACAAAGUAAUUAUUUUCUAAGGCGUAACUAGAUACUAUAAAUAAAUAAAUAGUUUGUUAAUGCCUAUCUACUGCGUACAAUUUAAUAUUUAUGAGAUCGACUAAAUAGACUGUUUAUGUGACCCACUGAAAACCGACCACUUCCAGUUUUUAUUUACGUAAACUUGUUUGCACAAUAAUUGGCGUAGUUUUAUGACGAAAAAAAUCUAGUAAUAGUAAUAGCAGUAUUAUAGUCAUACUCUCUUUCAUCACCUUCGUCACUCUGCACUCAACCGUCAUCGUCAUCAUCUUCAUUACAUCAUCAUCACCGUUAUCAUCAUUUCGAUGCGUUUUAACAAUAUUGUCGAGGACUCUUAGAACCGGUAACGGUUACGGAUUUUUAAAUUAAAAUGAAGCUUAAAGUCAACGAGGAUCUGCAGAAAGAACGCCUAAAGUGUACAUUUAACACGGAGGAACUUACAAAUUUUUUGGACGGAGAUGCUAAUAAAACACUUAGUAGAAGAAAACUUGAAUCAUUUUUUCUGUCCGAUCUGAAUUUGAAAGAUAAAAUUCCUAUGGAAUACCUAAGUCACAAAGAACGUUAUGAAGAAGCUGUGCGUAAAAGUUGUAUUUUAUUCAAAAAAGUCAAUGAAUGGCAACAAAGUGGUGAUAGUGGUAGCAAUUCAAUGGAGGUUUAUAAAUCACUUCUCGGAGGAUCAGUGGGUAGUGCAAUAAUUAAAGAUGAGAUUAUAGGCACUUAUGCUCAGACUGAACUCGGUCAUGGAACAUUUAUUCGAGGCUUAGAAACAAUUUGUACUUAUGAUCCAGCUACAGAAGAAUUUGUUUUGAAUAGUCCUACAUUAACAUCGUAUAAAUGGUGGCCCGGUGGACUUGGACAUACUUGUAACUAUGCAGUUGUAAUAGCUCAACUUUAUACACAAGGAAAAUGUCAUGGAAUCCACCCAUUUAUAGUUCAACUCAGAGACGAAGAAACAUGGAACCCUAUGCCUGGCAUAAAAAUUGGUGAAAUUGGUGGCAAAUUAGGUAUGAACUCAACUAAUAAUGGAUAUUUAGCAUUCGAUAAUGUGAGAAUACCCAGAAUGAAUAUGCUGAUGAAAAAUGCCCAAGUUUUGAAGGAUGGUACUUAUAAAAAAUCAGUGAACGAUAAACUAACUUACGGUACCAUGAUUUUUGUACGUGUAGUUAUUGUUAGAGAUUUAGUAUCAAGUUAUAUAUCAAAAGCUGCAAUAAUUGCAACUAGAUAUAGCUGUGUCAGAAGGCAAUCAGAACUCAAACCAGGUGCUGGUGAACCCCAAAUUUUAGAUUACCAAACACAACAGUAUAAAAUUUUCCCAGCUAUUGCCAUUAGCUUAGCAUACAAAUUUGCUGCAUCAUGGCUUUGGGAUGUGUAUAAUGAUGUUACUUCACAAUUAGAACAAGGAGAUUUAGAACGAUUACCUGAGUUACAUGCAAUGGCUUGCUGUUUGAAAGCUGUUAGUACAGCUGAUGCUGCUGUUGCAGUAACAACAUGCCGUUUAGCUUGCGGAGGUCAUGGGUAUAUGAAUUGUAGUAAUUUCCCAAAUAUGUAUGCAAUGGCAUCUGCUGCUGAAACAUAUGAAGGAGAGAACACUGUGCUACUUUUACAAACAGCUAGGUAUUUGAUGAAAGCGUGUCAAGAUGCAAAAUCUGGACUAAAAUUAACUGAAACUGUAUUGUAUUUAAGUAAUUUCAAAAGUUUAAGACGUAGGAACUGGAUCACAGAUUUGGAUUGUAUUGGCAACGCAUUCUUACAAGUUGCUGGAAGUAAAAUUGAGAAUUGUUACUUUGCUAUUAAUCAACUAAUCAAUUCUGGGAUGUCUCAAGAAGAUGCUUGGAAUGAAACUACUAUAAAAUUAUCGAGAGCAACAGAAGCACAUUGUAGAGCAUUUGUAAUACAAAGUUUUAUUACAACAAUUAAGACAAUACAUUUGUCUUCAGAAUUAAUGAAAGUACUAACAGAGCUAUGUAAAUUAGUAUGUGCUCACUGGAUGCUUAAUCAGAUGGGUGAUUUUCUUCAAUAUUCAAAUCUAAAACCAAGUGAUGUUCCUUCCAUACAGUCCCUGUUAGAAGAAUGUUUGAAACGAAUUAGACCCAAUGCAGUUGGUUUGGUUGAUAGUUUUGAUGUUCGAGAUGAAAUACUGGGAUCUGCUUUAGGAGUUUACGAUGGAAAUGUCUACGAGCGUCUAAUAGAAGAUGCAAAUAAAAGUCCAUUGAAUCAAGAGCCUGUUAACGAAUCUUUUCAUAAGUAUUUAAAGCCUUAUUUAAAAUCAAAUUUAUAAGCAUAAAUAUCAGAAUUCAUCAUAGUACUCAUUUACCUAAGAAAAUUCAAAAUUUGUGACAAAUCAAACAUUUAAAUGUAAUACUAAUAUUUUUAUCUAGAUUCUGUUAUUACAAUGUUGUUAUGUAGUAAAGGUUAAUUGUGCAAGUGGGUGGCUACAGGUGAAUUUUUAAGUGAUUAAAUUAAAUGAGUUUUAUUUUAUAUUAUUACUAUUAUGUAUUAUAUAUAUAUAUAUUUAUAAAUUAUAAUUAUACUAUGGUGAAUAUUGUAUACAACUGAAUCGAAAUGUAAAUGUAUUUGCCAAAUUAUCCUUUAUUGUUAAUUCGUUUUUUAUACUUUAUAAAUUUUUUUGAACAUAAAUAAAUUCUAUUGCAAUAUUUUA
Messenger RNA from Acyrthosiphon pisum (pea aphid), 2780 nucleotides. Its product is annotated as putative peroxisomal acyl-coenzyme A oxidase 1. Gene Ontology annotation, molecular function: acyl-CoA oxidase activity; FAD binding; fatty acid binding. Gene Ontology annotation, cellular component: peroxisome. NCBI's taxonomy places the organism in Eukaryota, Metazoa, Arthropoda, Insecta, Hemiptera, Aphididae. The record is from RefSeq and is a predicted model, not a curated record. Gene Ontology annotation, biological process: lipid homeostasis; fatty acid beta-oxidation using acyl-CoA oxidase.